CACAAAGAUUGUAAAAAAUAUAUUCUGAAUACUAACACAUAUCGUAGAUCGUCUAAAAUAAAUUUUGCAAAAAAACAUACCAUCACGCUUGAUGUGUCGUAACUGCAGAGAUAUGUUUCAGUUUUAUACAACAAAUAGAAAGUAUUAUGAAUAAAGCCUGUCUAGCAGAAUUGAUGGGAUCUAACAUACUUAUGUGCUUAAUGGGAUAUUUCGUUAUUAUGAACUGGAGUGCGUUCGAUAAGGCAAAAUUAUUAUCACAUUUUACGGCAUACUUGACAGCGUGUAUCAUUAUAUUUAUAUAUUGUUACAUCGGUGAAAUCCUCACGAAAGAGUGUGAAAAAAUUGGAGACAUAACAUAUAUGACUAAUUGGUAUAAACUGCCUCACAAAACAGCGCUCGGUCUCAUUUUGAUAAUCAUGCAAUCGAGUCACACUAUCAAGAUAACUGCGGGAAAAAUAUUUCAGUUAUCCAUAGCAACCUUUGGUGACGUAAUCAAAACUUCCACGGCAUAUUUAAAUUUCUUACGAACGAUGACCAUGUAAAACGUAGAGAGACUUAGUUACAAAACACAUGUAUGGAAUAUCUUCCAAAUAGAAUAGAUGUUAAAUAAACACGCUUAAUAAUAAUUAUGGUAUAACAGAAUUUUCUACGAUUAAGUUCUUGAAAGUACAAAUAGUAUUUCUCACAAUUUCCCUGAAACUAAAGAAAUUAAAACCAAAUACUUUACGAAACUUACAUGCAUAGCCACAAAAAAAGUACUAUCGUAUUCCUCCUUAAACGUGGUCUUU
Messenger RNA from Temnothorax curvispinosus, 788 nucleotides. Its product is annotated as odorant receptor 4-like. Gene Ontology annotation, biological process: detection of chemical stimulus involved in sensory perception of smell; sensory perception of smell. Gene Ontology annotation, molecular function: olfactory receptor activity; odorant binding. NCBI's taxonomy places the organism in Eukaryota, Metazoa, Arthropoda, Insecta, Hymenoptera, Formicidae. The record is from RefSeq and is a predicted model, not a curated record. The transcript has 4 exons. Bases 147 to 542 code for a protein of 131 amino acids. Gene Ontology annotation, cellular component: plasma membrane.